UGAAUCCUAUAGGUUGAGCGACCGACCGAGAAAGUUGAAGAGAUGAUGUAUAUCGGCGGUGUCCAGGACGAAGCCGGCAACCAAGUCGCCGCCGCCGCCGUGCAGAGCUACGGAGGACUAGAAUCUAGUCCUUUCCAGCCACCAAUGACGCCGCUGCCGCCAGAAUUCUCCUUAAGAGGCAGCGAGGCCUUUGCCGAGGCGGGGUACUUCGACCACCACCGCAGAGAUGACCGAUUCGGCUCCGCCUCCACUUCCACCGCCGCCCCUGGCCCAGUGUACUUCAACGACGGCCAGGACUUGAACUCCAUAGUUGCGGCCGGGUUUCGUCCCUUCUUCGCCAAUUCCGUACCGGAAACGGGCGGUUUCGCCGGAUCUCACCAGGCGGCGAUGACGAGCCCCGGCGGCGAGGGGUUAACGGCGGGUCAAUGCCUUGACCAGCUGUUGUACGGCUACAACUGUCCCACCGGCACUCCGUCAUUCGGCGGCGAUGCCCUGACGUCACAACCGCCGCCGGUCUUCGCCGUCGAGCCUCAGAGAGGAAAGAGGGGUGGCGAUGCACCCGGGCAAAGAACUUCAAUUUACCGCGGCGUAACAAGGCACAGGUGGACCGGAAGAUACGAAGCGCAUCUAUGGGACAACAGCGGUAGAAAAGAAGGAAAUCCCAGGAAAGGGCGGCAAGGUGGAUAUGACGAUGAGGUGAAGGCUGCUCAGUCAUAUGAUAUGGCUGCUAUAAAGUACUGGGGUUCAGAUGCGAUCACCAAUUUCCCUGCCUCAGACUAUAGCGAAGAGAUGGAAGAAAUGAAGGACCUGUCUAGGCAGGAGUUCAUCGCCACCUUGAGGAGGCAUCGUCACCAAGGACGUCGUUGGCAGGCGCGGAUUGGGCGUGUAUCUGGGAAUAGGGAUCUCUACCUCGGAACAUUUGCCACGGAGGAGGAAGCGGCGGAGGCGUACGACAUAGCGGCCAUAAAGUUCAGGGGAACGCGUGCGGUGACAAACUUCGAGAUAAGCCGGUACGACAUUGAGACCAUCCUGACCACCACCCUUCCCAUCGGCAACGGCGCCAAGCGCAAGAAGCUUGGUGCCGCCGCCGGAGGUGGUGAUGAUGAUCUGGAUCGGCCUCAAGAGACUGGCGGGUCCCACGAGGCGGCAGCAAUUCCGUAUAACGGCGGGGCUGGUUUUGGGGACGACGGCAUCUUCGGUAACUUCGGCAUGGUCCAGUCCCCGGUUCCCAUCAAACCGGUUCUGCCCGGUCCGGUUGUUCAAACUCAUCCCUGGUAUUACAACAGCCCCUUAUUAUGCCCCGGUCACCACCCCGUGGUCAACUCGUCGGUUGACUCUUCGGCUGAUUCGCCUGGGGCCGCGACAUUCGAGUUUGCGACCCCGUCAAUGCCACCAUUUGGUGAUGAUUUCUUCGCGUUUCCCCCUCCGCCGUAUCAAUUAAAUGACAGCUACAUUAAUAUUGAUUACCAAGCUAGCUAGAUCUGUUGGAACAACUCCAACAAGAUCAGAUUACUAGCUAACUGCUAUUAUUGAGUAAUUUUUUUGGGUAUUUAACUUUGAACAAGUUUUUUUUUAUGUAUAUAGUUUGCCUUCUACCGCCAGUAUUAUUCACUCCGAGGCUUGGUUGGUGGA
Cuscuta campestris is the source of this 1632-nucleotide messenger RNA. The record is from the annotation of a GenBank genome assembly. Lineage: Eukaryota; Viridiplantae; Streptophyta; Magnoliopsida; Solanales; Convolvulaceae.